Molecule: messenger RNA, 1456 nt
Organism: Hippocampus comes (tiger tail seahorse)
Lineage: Eukaryota; Metazoa; Chordata; Actinopteri; Syngnathiformes; Syngnathidae
Gene: ankra2
Product: ankyrin repeat, family A (RFXANK-like), 2
Exons: 8
Coding region: 260-1378 (372 amino acids)
Biological process (GO): regulation of gene expression
Cellular component (GO): nucleus
Molecular function (GO): protein binding
Source: RefSeq, a predicted model, not a curated record
GACGUCACAGACCAAACAAGAUGGCGCCGCAAUAUAGCCUUUUGUAGCGUUAUUUGGUCUUCGAACUAAUACGACCCAUUUGCUUUAUUAAAAGGCUAUUCACGUUAUUUGUUCUAUUCUCCACUUUAUGGCAUUAUUUCACACGGUAAACAUGAACCGUGGCGAGUAUUUGUUUGUUUAGAGGCGAUAUGACAUCGCUCCUGCUGCGCUUAGCUCGGCGGUGUUGACGCGGCUGCCGCGUGGAGUCAUUGACCGACAAAUGGACAUCGUGUCCAGCUCGGCGUCCGCGGGGACCCCCGCUGCCAUGUCCGACGACAUGGAGGGCCUGGGCGGCGGCGUCUUGCCCCACCUGAGUGCCAUCAAGACUGAGCAGGGGCUGCCAGUGAACGGCGCGGACGAGGCGGGCAACCCCAACGUGGCCAUGGGCAUCAAGUUCAUCUUGCCCAACCGCUUCGACAUGAACGUGUGCUCCCGAUUCGUCAAGUCGCUCAACGAGGAGGACAGCAAGAACAUCCAAGAUCAGGUCAACUCCGACCUCGAGGUCGCCUCCGUGCUCUUCAAAGCGGAGUGCAACAUCCAGGCGUCUCCGUCGGCGGGCGUCCAGGUGCGCCACGUCUACACGCCGUCCACCACCAAGCACUUCUCGCCCAUCAAGCAGUCCACCACCCUGACCAACAAGCACCGCGGCAACGAGGUCUCGUCCACGCCGCUCCUCGUGCACUCUUUGUCCAUCCAUCAGCUGGCGGCUCAAGGCGAGAUGGUCUUUCUGGCCAGCAGGAUUGAGCAAGAGCCGGUGAUCAACGCCCAAGACGAGGAGGGCUUCACUCCUCUCAUGUGGGCGGCGGCGCACGGCCAGAUCGCGGUGGUGGAGUUUCUGCUCCAGAAUGGUGCCGAUCCCAACUUGUUGGCCAAAGGACGAGAGAGCGCUCUGUCGCUGGCCUGCAGCAAAGGAUACACGGACAUCGUCAAGAUGCUCAUCGACUGCGGCGUCGACGUCAACGAGUACGACUGGAACGGAGGCGCGCCGCUGCUUUACGCCGUCCACGGCAACCACAUACGCUGCGUGGAGCUGCUGCUGGAGAGCGGCGCCGAUCCCACCGUGGAGUCCGACUCGGGUUUCAACGCCAUGGACAUGGCCGUGGCCAUGGGACAUCGCAAUGCAGGUGAUGGAGGCGCACCUGCUGCGACUGCUGAUGGCCGUGCGAGAGUGACGUCGGACGACGACGUCGCCAAGCAUUCUGUCGUGGACGCGGUUGACUCUUGUGCUGCUUUGGGUGUUCCCACACGUUAUUUAUUUGACAUGUCUGUGUUGCUAUUACUUUUUUUUUGGGGGGGGGGAUGCUUCGUUUCAUUUUGGAAAUUGGGGUUGCAUUUUUGAGUUUGACACUGCAAUAAGUUCAACUUGAAAUGGAAUUUUUCAUGUGAAAUACACGCAAUUGAUAUGAGUUCAUGGAGA